AACAGUUUCCAGCCACGCGUUCUAUCCUUCCCCAGGGGUCAAAAGCUUAAUGGUUUAUGAUUUAUAAUCCCAAUUCCAACUUCCCGGAAGACUUCCUGGAACCAGUCAGGAUCUUCGGCACUAUUCCUUCUCGCGGGGGCAUUUGCUGUCCGAGUUUGUGUUUACUAUAGACCCUAGGGUGAGAAUUGUAUCCCGGCUGGGACUCCUUUGAGCCAUCUCUCCUUGGUUGUCCGCAUUUCUGGGACGAGGCUCAUGUUUCCGGCAGGUGGGGAGGUUGGGUUGGAGCCACACUUGGAUUCCGGAGACGUUCCUUUGCAAUUCUCCCAAUCUACUCGCCCCAUUUCCCGUCUCUUUUUUUCUCCCCCUCCCCAACCCUCUGCUCCCAGCAAAGUCUACGACCCCUUUCCACUCACGCUCAGUGGCCGGGAGUCUUCUCUUGCAGCACUACCGGGUGGUGGAGGAGGGGGCGAGUGUGGUCACACCCGGAAGGGGGCUUGUCCGGGAACAGGGGGCUCGCAGGAUCCGUACUACCCAGCCCUCUCGCCCCGGAGCGACCCUCUCCCCCGCGUACCCCCAGAUGCAGUCUGCCGCAGCGGGUGGCGGAGAGGGACCCGCUGCUCUUCAAUCCCAGUCUCUCCGCCAGGCUGCUCCCAAUCCCGGGGCGCGCUUCCUCCUCCCUUCCGCCAGUCUUCCUCCCCACCUACCCCGCUGCCGCGCUGGGGGGUCGGCGGCGCUCCCGGCUGGUCCUAGAAGGGGCGGGGAGAAAGGCAGCGGGAGGAGCGGAGAGCGGUGGCAGGAGGCGGUGCGGCUACGUGGGCCCGCGGCCGCCCGGGAGCGCCCGAGCCCGUACGCGCGCGCGCGAGCCUCGCCGAGGCUCUGGCGGCUGGCAGCCGGCGGCAGGGCGGAGCUGCGGGCGGAGGAGCCGCGCGCCGAGCGGGCGGAGCGAGCGGCGGGCGGAGCGAGGGGUGGGAGGGCGCGCGCGAGCCGGCGGGCGGGCGAGCGAGUAGCGUCUCCACCAGCAUCUGCUGUGGCCGCGUUUGCCCGAAGCUGGGAGACCGACGGACCGACAGAUCGCCUGGCGGACAGACGCGGGCUCUCGCCUUGGGCUCGGGGCCAGCUUUGGCGAGGCUCGGGGUUUGCAGCGCGCGGUUUCUCCGCUAGCUCACGGCCACCCCGGCUCCGGCGGCCUCGACGCGCAGGGGGCUGGAGGUGCGGGAGCGGCUCUCCGCCGGUCGGUCCCCGUGCGGCUCAGCCGCGGCCCGGAGCUGCGUCCCAGAUCCCCUGCUCCCCUCCGGGCGGCUCCGAGCAACGGUGCUCCGGGGCUCCAAACUCGGGCUGCCGGGGCAAGUGUCUUCAUGAACCCAGAGGAUGUCCGGGAAGCACUACAAGGGUCCUGAAGUCAGUUGUUGCAUCAAAUAUUUCAUAUUUGGCUUCAAUGUCAUAUUUUGGGUUCCUGCACCGAUGGGUAUUUAUUUGGAGAGUCAGCUACUUGAAGAGCUCCUAGUUUAAGAUCUCAAAAUUUCGUAGCUAUUAUCUUGUCAAGAUAUGGUAUGUUGGAGUUGAAGACCAAGUUCACCUGGGCUGCCAGACAAUGACCUAGAGUUCCUUUCCUGAUCAAAGCCUUCUUCAGGAUAACUCCUCUUUCUUAAUACUGAUAACUUGGCUACAGGAACCACUUCACCCUUAAGGGGCCUGGUUAGGUAAUGAGUAGAAAUGGCACCAGACUUGGAGUUUGACUCAUGUUCAAGUUAUGACCCUGGCCAGCACUGUGACCUCCAUUUCCUCAUCUGUAAAAGGGGGAUGUCCACAGUGGUUUAUGGAAAAUUGGGUGAGAUGAAAGAAGCGGCAACUUCUGGCAUUGUGCCUGGCACAUAAUUGGCUAGUGACUUUGUUUCCUUUGUUGGGCAGCUUCCUGGCUCUGGUCCAUAUCACAUACAACUAUAUGUCCAGUGGCACCAUAAGCAUUUUGCGGAAUGCUUGACUGAUUAGUAGGGGGCUAGAGGAGUUUGUGAUCCGUGUGUGGCUCCUUUUGAAAUGGAGGUGGUGCACCUUUAUUUCCUGGUCUCUUGUGUACUUUGCCUUCCCGAUAUACAGUGGUGUGACUGGAAUUGCAGACAGCAGGCUGGGCUGCUGAGAAUCAGUCUGAUGUUGGAAGCUCAUUACCUGUGAUUGCAGUAGGGGAAAGAGGUGUGACUGUGUAAAUGGAGCUUGAUAUGCUAUUGAAAUAACUCAGCAGAUUCUUAAAGAAGAAAGAAGGGGGGAGCGGGGGGACCUGACUACCCUCUGUGGCAACAUUUCCUUGAUAUGCUUCUCCUAACACUGCAACACCAGAUAGAAGAUACGGUGUAUUUUGCCUCAACAUUUUACACUUUGGUCAGAGAAGACACACUUAGCACAAGGUAAUAAACAUUUCUGUUCCAUGGCACAGUAUUUGUAAAAACUUAAUUACAUCAUUGGCGUUUCCGUUCUGAGUCUAAUUCUGGUAGUCUGUACGUGGAUAACCUGCUCCUAUCCAAUUGUAGGUCUAGGCAAUUGUGGAACGGAAGCAAUUAUCCAGCUGAUGUGAAGAAAUCCUGCCAAGGAGGAAAGAAAGGCGCCCCUCACCCUCUUGUCAAUUACUCCAAAUUGGUGUUUAUAGGGAAUUAAAUUCCCUGGUAAUUGCCCCCCCCCCUCCGCCCCCCACCUCUUUCCUUUGUCUGUUAAAGCCCUCAUCAGAGGCUUUUCCUGAAAGCCCUGGGAAUAUUUCCGGCUACUUCUUCAAGUCAGGCUGGUGAGCCGGCUGUUAAACACCCACAUUCUUCAGUGCCUCCGGCAAGGAUUGGUCUUAGUUUGGGGGGAUUAGAUGACCCAUGAGAAAGAAUACAAAAAUAUGCCUGCCUCAAUUUGCUGACCCAUGUUUGCUGUGCAGGAAUUCACAAUGUGAUGGCCUACAGUUGUCUGCUAUUAAAGAUUAUGUAGGUCUCCUUUCCAGCAUGGACCAGUCCAGGGUGGACUUUCUUCCCCUGUGGAGAGCACUGAGGGGGAGGUGUUGUGGAGGGAGCCUAGCAUUAGCGAUCGGUGUAUGGAGUCUCGUCACAGAACCGCCACCCUUCUGCUGUAUUAUUUUCUAGGCCUCAUACCUAUUCUGGGCCUCAGGUUUCUCACAUGUAGAAUGUAAUAGGAGCUUAUUUUCCAGCCAAGCUUCUAGGGUUUUUGUCAAAAAAUAAACGUGACAUUUAUAAUGACAAGUUGGAAAUGAACACCUUAAAAAACAAAGCACUUGACAAAGGUAAGAUGUUAUUAAAUGUAAACUCAAUGACCUUAUUUCAGUGCUCACAUUAGAGAAACAACAUUUGAAGUCUUCUGGGGGCACACAAAUGAUUGGAAAGCUUAAAUUUGCCUUUGGCAAGGAUCUGUUAGGACAGAUCCAUAUGCCACAGGGCCACCUUAUCUCUAUGAAUAUCAUAACUGAACUUUCUUUGGCUUUCUUUUUCUGUCAUUUAAUCUUUGUCCUUUAUUUUCAAGCACUGGGAAUAAUGGGUACCCUGGGAGAUUUUUACAAAUAGUGAAAAUAAGUGUAAGGACCUAUGGGAGAUGAGAAGAGAUUCUUUAAUUUUUUUUUUUUUUUUUUUUAAUGUUUAGUUUUGAGAGACCGAGCGCAAGUAGGGGAA
Molecule: messenger RNA, 3650 nt
Organism: Felis catus (domestic cat)
Lineage: Eukaryota; Metazoa; Chordata; Mammalia; Carnivora; Felidae
Gene: TSPAN5
Product: tetraspanin 5
Exons: 3
Coding region: 578-1504 (308 amino acids)
Biological process (GO): regulation of vascular endothelial growth factor signaling pathway; protein localization to plasma membrane; protein maturation
Cellular component (GO): membrane
Source: RefSeq, a predicted model, not a curated record